Messenger RNA from Oncorhynchus keta (chum salmon), 1022 nucleotides. RefSeq names its product putative pre-mRNA-splicing factor ATP-dependent RNA helicase DHX32. Lineage: Eukaryota; Metazoa; Chordata; Actinopteri; Salmoniformes; Salmonidae. The transcript is spliced from 2 exons. The coding region runs from base 42 to 368 and encodes 108 amino acids. The record is from RefSeq and is a predicted model, not a curated record.
GUCAGAUUGCCCGUGAUGUGGAUGGUUCAGGAAACUACUUCAUGUUGACCAACAGACACAUGGCUCAGGUCCACCCUGCCUCCAGCUAUGGGGCCAAGGCACAUCAAUUGGGUUUUCCAGAGUGGGUGCUGUUCCAUGAGUAUACUCUCUCGGGAAACCACGGUAUCCGGACAGUCUCUGAAAUCUCCCCUGCAGUGUUCAUCCAGACGGCUCCUCAGUAUUUCUAUUACAACCUGCCUCCUAGUGAGAGUAAAGACCUACUACAGCACAUUCUGGACCGGGACGGAUCUGGACGCAAAGACAAGCAACAGACCCUGACAAUCAACAGUGAAGCCGCUCAGUCUUAUGACAGAUGUGUGCUACAGUGACCUCUGGUGGAGAACUUCAGCACUGCACCGACUUUUACUGAAAAGACAAUCAUCGUUGAUGAGAACAGCGCUCCUCGGGGAAGUCCCCAGACUUUUCACAAUGUUGUUGUAGCCCUGAACUAAUGUCACCUGAUUGACUCAGUGAUUAGAUGAAUCAGGUGUGAGCUGUGGAAUAGUUCACAUAUGGAACAGCUGGGGGGGGGGUCAGGUGGGGGUCCCACCGAGGAAAGUUUUGAAAACCCCUGGGUUAGAUCAACUUCCAAAUGACUGACUUUCCGUACACCAUUGUUCAUUUCUUUAAUUCAGUCAGGCGGUAACUGCCUUGGUAAUGUGAUAUUACAGGAAAUAAUUAAUUUGCCUAUAUUCUAAUAAGAGUAUCACCCCAAUAAAUGAAUCCAGAUCACCAAAUCAAGUUUGAACGUCUGAUAUUCCUUCACAGAAAAAUACACCAUUUUCAGUUUUUGGGGGGAAUUUGCCACUUGCUCGAUAACCCUAAUAUUGUGUAAGAAAUUGUUGGUACUGAAAUGUUAAAACAAUCACUAUGUUUUUUUUUUUUUUACAUGAAUCUGUAAAUACAGUGCUUUGAACUACGACCGAAGGUCUGAAAUUAUUUAUUUUGUCAAAAGAUACAUUAAAAAAUAAAAUAAAAAAAAA